Molecule: messenger RNA, 1950 nt
Organism: Melanotaenia boesemani (Boeseman's rainbowfish)
Lineage: Eukaryota; Metazoa; Chordata; Actinopteri; Atheriniformes; Melanotaeniidae
Gene: pln1
Product: phospholamban
Exons: 2
Coding region: 297-458 (53 amino acids)
Biological process (GO): negative regulation of ATPase-coupled calcium transmembrane transporter activity; negative regulation of heart rate; negative regulation of calcium ion import into sarcoplasmic reticulum
Cellular component (GO): sarcoplasmic reticulum; membrane
Molecular function (GO): ATPase inhibitor activity
Source: RefSeq, a predicted model, not a curated record
CAAACAAACCAUCCAUCCAUCUCUGCUGCCAUCGGGUUAGAGGGUCACACCCUGGACGAGUUGCCACUUUUUGGACUGAGGAAUGAAGCUGGAGAACACACAUGAACAGAAAGAAUAUACAAAUCACAGAGAAAGGCCAAGAUUCAAAGCAGGAACUUUCUUACAAAGUGAAGAAGAGGAGUGAGAAGAAGAAAAGAGAUUGUUACCUGUGACGUCAUUGCUCAUCUCCAAUCGACAGCAAUUUGACUCUCGGCUCCCAGUUUCAGUCCAUCAAAAUCUAACCAGCAGCUGCCUCCAUGGAGCGCGUUCAGCACAUGACCAAGUCGGCCAUCCGCCGAGCGUCUCAGAUAGAGGUGACUCCACAAGCCAAGAGGAACCUGCAGGAGUUGUUUGUCAACUUCACCCUCAUCCUCAUCUGCCUUCUUCUCAUCUACAUCAUUGUCCUGCUGAGCAGUUGAGGGCAGCAGAGUCACAUGGAGGGAAAGUUUGGCCUGGCUGUUCGGUUUUACUGAUAUUUUAGAAAGCAAUAACAUCAUCCACCCCCAUGUAUCAGUGUAACCCUGUUUGCAAGCAGCCAUGAAGAAGCUGGAUGGAGCUCAAAGGCCAAACGCUUUCAAUUCAUGCAGAUUUCAAGCACAACAGUGUUUUGUUUUUUUUUUUCUUUUUCUUUGUACGCGGAUCAGGGAUCGGCUUCCCUGCCACUCUUUCUCAAGGGAAUGAUCAAAAGUGACCCUCCUUCUGCUGUUUAAACAUCACUGAUAUGCUAUAUGUACGUGUAUUUCUCCUUGUAAGCAUUUCUAAAUUUAAUGUGAUACUAAAACCAGUGCAUCACUGUUUUGUUUAACUUCAAUUUCCCAUGAGCCAUGUUGCUUCCUGCAGCCAACACACCCACAGCAAAAACAUUAAACACACUGGAAAUGAUCUUUUUUUUUCAUCCUAUUAGUUCUUUUACUCCCGUUUUAGUCCACUACAGUCAUAAAACCUCAUACAGUCACAUCAGGCUUUUUUAAACUCCAGUGCUGCUAUCUUGUUGGUUAUUAGUGUGAGAAUUCAUCAAAAGGAAAUAAGGACAGGAAAGCAGUUAACACUGUGGUUGGAAGUAAACGGUAGUAAGAGGCCCCAAAAUACACCAUUUCUGCCUUAGCUGCCCUUAAAAAGCAAACCUUUAUACUUUUCUAAUGAUACAAUAUAUAACUUACAGCUGGACACGAUCUUUAGCACUGAUGUACAUUAAUGACCCUUUUCCACCAUUAUCUACUCGCCUUCACUCGACUCUGUAUUUAGGAGUUCCCAUUAGGCAGAAGCACCUGGUACCAGGUACUUUUUUGGUACUUACUCGGUCAGGUAAUAGUCGAGUUAAGCUGAGCAGACUCACAAAAAACUCACAUUUCUUCCAUUUUGUCUUAUUUAACCUACAGCAUACAAUAAAUAUAAAACAUUAAAUUUAAUUUAGGUACUUAAAGUUUUUUUUUUCAUUCAGAGAUCAAACUGUUUGAGGAUGUUGAGGGCAGACAAGGAGCUUUGAAUACACAUUUCUGUUAUUUGCCUGACAUACUGUGGAAUCUGACAUCUGCAGUAUGGAUUGUGAAUUAAAGCUCAGUUUUGCAUGUUGUGAGGUCACCAUAAUUUUUACUUAAGCCAUUUAAGAUACUUGAUAGCAAAUAUGAAGCUUAUGCAUCGUGUUUUGUGUUAUAUAUUGCAAGCACAUCUUUAGGCAACACUGGCAAAGAAAAUAAAAUUUUAGUCCACAAGAAUUAGACUGAAAUCAGAUUUUUUUAGAAGAUUUUAACAACUUUGAAUGCUGUGUCUGUUACUGUGUAUGAUUUUGUGAAAAUAGAAAGUAUAUCUACAUAUAUCCUUACUCAAAGAAGUAUUUAAACGUGUGUUCCUUAUAAGUUUGAAAGAUUGUACCAACUCAUUUUCAAACUGUCCAAUACCAAAUAAACUGCA